Cloeon dipterum is the source of this 2905-nucleotide messenger RNA. It is a transcript of the gene Rap1, whose product is annotated as RAS oncogene family member Rap1. Gene Ontology annotation, molecular function: GTPase activity; GDP binding; GTP binding. Gene Ontology annotation, biological process: Rap protein signal transduction; negative regulation of synaptic vesicle exocytosis; cellular response to cAMP. NCBI's taxonomy places the organism in Eukaryota, Metazoa, Arthropoda, Insecta, Ephemeroptera, Baetidae. The transcript has 4 exons. Bases 366 to 920 code for a protein of 184 amino acids. Gene Ontology annotation, cellular component: plasma membrane. The record is from RefSeq and is a predicted model, not a curated record.
GCAGGCGGAAAUUGAGCAGCCAUCGCCCCAGAUAACGGUGUAUCAAAAGCGAGGACGAGAGAUUUGCGGCCGCGGCGGGCGAGAAUAUUGCAUGUCGACGCCUGGAAUUCGGCCGUAGUCGACGCAAGCAGCACCUUGGGUAUCGGGCGCAGCGGCGUGCACGCGGACGAGUCGGCCCCGUGUCGACGCAGCACAGUUGUUGGCACACGACACACACAAGCGGCGAUGGCCCUGCUGGGGAGGAGCAGCAGCAGCGCCUGAACUCGCUCAAGCACCGACACCCUUUUCGCCACCCGAGCAUCGGUCGGCCAUCGAAGAGUUGUCCAGCGCAGUGUUCCGCCGAGUGUAGCAGCGAGUGAUCCAAAAUGCGCGAGUACAAGAUCGUGGUCUUGGGCAGCGGAGGUGUCGGCAAGUCGGCCCUCACCGUCCAGUUCGUCCAGGGCAUUUUUGUCGAGAAGUACGACCCAACCAUCGAGGACAGCUACCGCAAGCAGGUCGAAGUGGACGGCCAGCAGUGCAUGCUCGAGAUUCUCGACACUGCCGGCACUGAACAAUUCACUGCCAUGCGGGAUCUGUAUAUGAAGAACGGCCAGGGUUUUGUGUUGGUCUACUCGAUAACGGCGCAGUCGACGUUCAACGACCUGCAGGAUUUACGCGAGCAGAUCCUCAGGGUCAAGGACACUGAGGAGGUGCCCAUGGUGCUCGUGGGCAACAAGUGCGACCUCGAGGACGAGCGUGUCGUGGGCAAGGAUCAGGGCAUCAGCCUCGCGCGCAACUUCAACUGCGCCUUCAUGGAAACCUCAGCCAAAGCCAAAAUCAAUGUAAAUGAUAUAUUCUACGAUCUUGUUCGGCAAAUCAACAAGAAAUCCCCUGAGAAGAAGCAAAAACUGAGAAAGAAGACUCACUGCAUCCUGCUCUAAUCACGCCCCACGCCCUGACUAAUAAUUUUCGAAACGAGGGAAAACCAACUGCAAAAGGAUCAACGACGACCGUUCGUCCUUCCCGCAUAAUGAAAGACUUUUCCGAACUCACACACAAACAAACUACUCUGUCAAACUCACUGCAGGCACAAAUCGAGUCUCCCCCACCCCCUCUUUCCCUGACCCCCUGCCCACCCUGUCGGAUCGGUGUUGUUGGUUUUGUGCUGCCGGCUGCGCAAUCUGGUGAUACGUUUUUGGUUAAACGCUGAUGGACCGCCCCCCGUGUUUGCUUGUUUCCCGAGGACCGAUUUUCUGUCGCCCGGCUCGUGUCCUUUUAUAGUAUUUCGGUAUAAAAAUUCUACUGCUAUGUACUACUGCCAUCGUCUCUUACUCCUCACUGUAACAACCGCUGCAGAUCAAGAUUAAGAAGAGAGAACCACUGUCGGCCGGGUUGCGUUUUUCCCCGCGAGUCGCCCGCAGACGGCCGGCCCAGCCGCUGGCCCUCGAGUGCCAAAGACAUUGACGCUUUCUGUGAUUUUGGCCGCAGCGGCAGUGCCAGCGUGGCGGGCCGGCGCCGAUCGGCGCAGCGAACUUGCCUCCCCCCACACAACACAACAAAAACUAAAAUCAAAUUAGCAAGAAUCGACUAUUAAUAUUUAAAGCAGACAGAAAUCGAGAAUAUAUUGUCAUCCAACUCUUUUAAUGAAUGUGUAACAUAAGUGUGUGUCACCCCUCUGAUGAAUGAGAAUCGGACAACUUCCUAAUUCGCAGUAAUAGCUUUGUGGUCCCGCCGCGCCGAGUUUGGAAAGAAUUCGAAUCCGUCUGCUAUAGUUUUUGCCGACGAGUGACUUCGGAUGUACAAAAUUUGCAUCGCAAACCCACUGGACCAAUCGGACUACUCGCAACUGAUGAGCAAUUUUGACGUCUUUCACGCAGUAAAGGAAAUUUGCGCUGCUCACCCAUCUCUUUUCCUCGACUUUCUUUCGUGUCUGUCUUUUCCAAAGUCGGACCGGGCGGGACCGCUGACUAUCGAGCCACUCGAAGCUUCUAAUUUUGUAACCCAACGCCAAUGGAAGCAACCCCCCGGUUUUGGUUUCCGCGCCGUUUAGUUAAGAGUAAUCGUACCGCUUUCUUGAUCACGAUAAAUAAUUUGCUAUCAAUACACACGCAUAUAAUAAUAUAUUUUUCUCUCGCCCACGAGCUUUAAAAGAAAAAAAUGUAUAACCGCUUACUGCUACAGGUAAACACACAAAGUGAUGUUCGAAUGAUAUCAGUUUUCUGUUCAUGUUUGGCAUUUCUCUCGGAAGUUAUACACUGAAGGCGAAAGUUAAGAGACUGCUGAAGCGUCUCAAAGCAAGUCAGUGUAAUUAUGAUUAUUAUUAUGAACUAAUGUAAUUACUGAAUAUUAUUAACAACUAUUUCCGAUGAAAUUGGAUGCAUUUUUGAGCAUGUUUAAGUUUUAUCUGUGGAAAUACGGUCUCGUUGAAAGCACCGGAAGUGCGGUCGUGCAUUUUUGGCAGUGAAAAUAGAAAAUCAAUACGCAUUUGAGAUAAGAGGGGCGUUCUGGGUAUCGUUUAAGGAAAAUCAAAAGCGAUGAUUUUCUAUCGUUUAAGACGUUUUUGUUUUGCUUCUUGGGAGCGUAGUGAGCAAGAAAGGAAAAAUAACGUGGGAGUAAUAAUCGAAAAUAUAUAUCAGCACAAAAUCGUGGGUAUUUUAGUCUUGCGGAUGGUUAUUUUUGUUGAAAACCGAAUAAUGGACCAUCCAUUUCCGAGAACAUGGAAGAUAAUAAUGAUGAUGCUUGUAAACUGUCUUCUGCGCCUUUCUGCCAAAAAUUGAUGGGAAAUUGUUUUGGAUGGUAAUAAGUAACUUGAAAAAAUUCUGGUAUCAUUGAUGGAAAACAACUGCCCCCUUCCCCUUGUAUUUUAAUCUCUGUUUUAAAGUUUAAGAUCUGUUCUACUCUUGUAAAAAUAAAAGCAUGAAAAUUA